AUGGCUCUUCAUCAGGUUGACCCCCUUGUUCAAGACUUCAUCAAUGUUGUCAAUGGAAGAAAGGGAUGGAAGAAGAAUUUCGAGACGGCCAUCACAACUGCCCGCGAGCGCGCCGAGGAGGACAUGAACCGUCAAGAAAUCUACAAUCUGCCCGAUUUCUUCCGUUACGUCAAUGACUUCCUGCACUGGGUGCCAAGGGUCGACGGCCCCGGGGACGAGGUCCUCCAAAAGCUGUGCGUCUUCUACUGGGUCUUUGAGCAGCCCAGCGUCCGCGACUAUCAAAGCGAGCUGGAUCCCGACAACACCAGCGGCCCUUUGACCUUCAUGUCCUACUGGCUUGUCAACUACGCCCAACAAAUGGGGAGCUUCCUGGAUCGUCCGGAAUCCCUCACGACGGAGACCCUGGAGACAUUCUACAAGAAUCCCAAAUACAACGACGGGGCGUCUCAAUGGCUCGAGCCGCGCGGCGGCUGGAAGUCGUUUAACCAAUUCUUCGCCCGGCAUCUGAAACCUGGAUCUCGGCCCAUCGCCGCGCCGAACAAUUCCAAGGUCAUUGUCAUGCCGGCAGAUUCCACCUUUGAUAACUGGGCGAACAUUGUAAACGGCGUCGUCACUUUCCCCGACGGCACGGCUGAAGUCAAGCUCAAGGGAAUCUCUUGGAAGGUGAGCGACUUGCUGCAGGACAGCGACUACAGGGACCGCUUUCAGAACGGCGUAUUCAUGCACUCGUUCCUCUCGACGAAUGACUAUCAUCGGCAACAUGCUUCUGUGGGUGGAAAGGUGCUCGAGGUCAAGAACAUACAGGGCCAGGUUUACCUCGAGGUUGACGUUUCGUCCGAGAGGGGAGGGGGCCUGGUGCCAAUUAGGCCGUUGCCGCUGCCUCGGCGGCGAUCGGGGCCGGGAUCAGGGCCGGAAAGGGGUAUUGUCCCUCCAGACCGCGCUGGAUACCAGUGGUGCCAGACACGCGGCCUUGUUGUGAUUGACGGCGGUGACGUUGGCUUUGUUGCUAUAUUGCCGAUUGGCAUGGCGCAGGUCUCGUCCGUCGUCAUGACGGCUCAAGUGGGCACUACCUUGGCCAAGGGCGAUGAGAUAUCGUACUUUCAGUUUGGCGGAUCCGACGUGGUCGUCGUCUUUGAGAAACAUGUCACGUUUGUCGAGAAUCCGUCGCGUCGGCAUUUCAAGAUGGGCGAGAAAAUUGCCACGUUUAAUUGA
This is a messenger RNA of Metarhizium brunneum ARSEF 3297, 1212 nucleotides long. Its product is annotated as Phosphatidylserine decarboxylase proenzyme 3. Gene Ontology annotation, molecular function: phosphatidylserine decarboxylase activity. Gene Ontology annotation, biological process: phospholipid biosynthetic process. The record is from RefSeq and is a predicted model, not a curated record. Lineage: Eukaryota; Fungi; Ascomycota; Sordariomycetes; Hypocreales; Clavicipitaceae.